UCUCAUCUGUCAUUGUGCCGCUUUGGUAAGAUGAAAUUCUUUCUAGCACUCGUUGGGACCUUGCUUCUCGGAGGUGUUGUCCGAGCUCAAAGUACAGUGUCGCUGAAUGUGGCCGGCAAUGUUUCUAUUGCACUGGCUGGCAUCAACGCCACCAUCAGUACGCUAAAUAAUACACUUUUGGCGGCGGAUAAGAUAGUUCUAGCCUCGUAUAAUAACUGGGCAAACGCUUCUAUCAAAAACCUUACCGGGCUGCUCAACCGAUUUGUGAACUAUUCAACACUUAGUCUGGACUCAAUCAAUAAUUCCAUCACCAAUUUACAACAACAGUUGACCUACAGCCCACCGUUCAUGCUACCAUCAACCGAUUUUUCGAUAUUGAAUUUGUUCACAACUGUUUACGACACGGCGGCAAAAACUGCCGAUACUCUAAGCGCAGCAGCUUUGAAUCUAACAUCCUACGCUACCUGUGCUAACAGUGUCUCGCUAACCUGCUUACGAAAGUACGGAGCUAAUUUGACCGCUGCACCGAUCCUGAUGAGUCGUUUCAACGAUUGCCUAUCGGUAGAAAAUACCAGACUGGCUCAAAUUGGAUUGAACAUGAGCAUUGCAAUCAACACCUCCACCGCAGCCGCCCAAAACUUGUUCAGUCUUAUUUCGCUAUGCAAUGUUCCCACAGCGGCGGCCUUGAAUUCAACUAACCCAUACACCACACCCUCGAUAAAUUGUCUUACCACGUUCCUGAGCCAAAUUGGUACAUCUAACAGUGUUUCUUACAUCACCAUGGCCGUCGAUUCAACGCGCUCUUAUCAAACUCAAGUUGUGAACUUUAGGGCAACUCGAUGCGCCCAGCUUGUGCAGUACGACAUCCAGGAUACUAUUACGCGUGUGAACACUGCUUUUUCCAAAUGUUUAUCUACCGGAUCCUAGAUUUUCGGAGGCAUGUUUACUAGCUCAGCAACCUAAUUUAAAUAAUGAUCGAAUAUAGCAGACAUUACUAAGUAGAAUAAA
Molecule: messenger RNA, 1008 nt
Organism: Malaya genurostris
Lineage: Eukaryota; Metazoa; Arthropoda; Insecta; Diptera; Culicidae
Exons: 2
Coding region: 31-927 (298 amino acids)
Source: RefSeq, a predicted model, not a curated record